This is a messenger RNA of Durusdinium trenchii, 681 nucleotides long. The record is from the annotation of a GenBank genome assembly. NCBI's taxonomy places the organism in Eukaryota, Dinophyceae, Suessiales, Symbiodiniaceae.
AUGGCGGACAACGACGAUGACGAUAUCUUCAAUGAGGACCACAGCAGCUCCUCCCCUGCACCUGCUCCAAUGCCCACUCCGCAGCCGAGGGCUGCGCCAGCCCCUGCGCCACAACGCUCGGUAUCGCCUGCGCGGUCAGCGUCUGGAGUGUGCACCCUUACGAUGGGCGCCCAUUCGGGGCAGCCCACAAUGGCCGCUCCGGGCACUUCUGACUUCAAGGAGGGCGAUUGGAUUUGCGCCCGCUGUGGCGAUCACCAGUUCGCGCGGAACCCCGGCUGCCGCCGCUGCGGCGCCGCCCGGCCGACGGCCGUGCCCUCCGCCGAGGCAGUCCCGCCGGUACCGCCGAUCCCCAUGCCGGUGCAGCAGAUGAGCCCACAGAAUGCCUGGGCCAACUACGGAGGAGCUCUUGCGCCCGCUCUUCCUCGUCACGCACCGAGUUACAAACCCAAAUAUCCCAGCGAUCCCAACGUCAAGCUCCGCCGCGCAGUGAUGAAUGAUGAUCGGGAAGCAUUCUUACAAGCGCUGAACUGCGGUGGGAGUGACGAGGGUCGGGACGGCGCCGGCAAGUGCGUCUUGCAUUACGCCGCCCGGGGGGGGCCAGCUGUGGUUCCUACACCAAUGCUUAGAACGAGGCUUCGACCCCAAUGCCAAAGACCUCUAUGGCACCACCGUGGUCGAUGA